CGGAUGAUCGAUCUGGCAUUGACACGAAAAGCGAAAGCUACUGUUUUUGGUCAUUAGCGAUGGAAUCUAGUGUUAUUAUGGAAGAGAGCGAAGUCCCAUUAAAUUUUGUUGAUGAUGAUGGCAGUGGAAGGGGCAUGAGAAAGAAGUUACGGCAUCCAGUAGCAGUUCUGUUUCACAUAAUAUUUCGUGCUGGAGCCAUUCUCUCGUACCUGUUGUGUGGCUUGUUUAGUGACAGCUUCAUCACAAACUUUGUUGUUAUUGUUAUUCUACUUUCAAUGGAUUUCUGGACGGUAAAGAAUAUUACAGGUCGUUUAUUGGUUGGCCUGCGUUGGUGGAAUUAUGUUGAUACAGAUGGAAAAAGUCAGUGGGUGUAUGAAUGUCGAAAGGAUAAAGGUACUACUACAAACUCUGCAGCCGAGUCGAGAAUCUUCUGGUUAUCGCUGGUUGUAGCUGAAGUUAUAUGGAUCAUCUUCCUGUUUGGAGCAUUAUUUACCCUCAAGUUUAAGUGGUUUAUGGUUGUUGUGGUUGGCAUUUUGAUGAAUGGUGCAAAUCUGUAUGGAUAUAUAAGAUGUAAACUUGGGGCCAAGAACAAAAUAACAUCAGUGGCGACAAAUUUUCUCAGUGCACAUCUCUUCAAGUCUAUGUUUUCUUCCAUGACUAAAACCGAUUCCAGUAGUCAACGAGCUACUACAAGCCAAUAAAGAAGACUGUUCCACUCUGUAUGUUGUGCAUAAAACAGACUAUUUAUUUAUUUUUGUUCAAAUCUGAAUGGACAUCACUGCUUUGAAUACGAUUUUGUUGUAACAUUUAUUCUUAUUCCAGUUUCUGUAUAAGCACUAAGAGUAGAAAUAAAACAAAUACAGAUUCCACCCUUGAUCGUUACGGGUUUGAAUUAUAACGUGUUGUAUAUAGGGAAUACUACAUAGUAACAGAAUGACCAUCAUCUUACAGCGAGUACGGUAGUUACAUAUCUAAUGAGCAUUGGCAAGUUAGAUAUUUGUAAGCAGUGUGUUAAAGUUACCGUAUAAACUUACGAGUAGUAUGCAUGGUUACUGCACUUUCGAAGUUUAAGUUAGAUAUUUGUAAGCAGUGUGUUAAAGUUACCGUAUAAACUUACGAGUAGUAUGCAUGGUUACUGCACUUUCGAAGUUUGAUUAAGUCGACAGUCCAGAGUUUGUGGUAAAAGACAUGUGCCACACACUGACAUGAUCAGUGGGGUGGGGUUUAAAAAAUGUCUGGUUUACAGAUUUGUUGCACACUUUGUCAGUGGGGAAUCAUGGUACCAUUCUUGCAUAUAUAUACCAAAAAAUCAGGAUAAAAAAAAAGAAGUUUUUUCAACUACAACAUCUUGCAGUCAGUUUCGGUAGUGUUCAUUUCAUGAUUCAAUGUGGCUUUGGCUGAAUCAUUGUGGAUCAGUUAAUUGCAGGUCUUUAAAUAAUUUUCCACACGUGAUAACAAAAAUCUCUCUAUAUUUUCUUCAAUAAGUGUAUAAAAAAACAAAUUGUUACUAUAGUAACACAUAAAAGCUUACUUAUUUAAAACUGCUCCACAUCAAUAUUUCAAAACAUUCCAAAACCAUAAUCAACUGGUGUUGAAAAGAAUCUCUUCAACUUGUGCAAAAUAUACCAUUACAUGCUGUAAGUUAUUUUAUGUGCAAUAAACAUACAUUUUAUACUG
Molecule: messenger RNA, 1677 nt
Organism: Gigantopelta aegis
Lineage: Eukaryota; Metazoa; Mollusca; Gastropoda; Neomphalida; Peltospiridae
Product: Golgi apparatus membrane protein TVP23 homolog B-like
Exons: 7
Coding region: 60-701 (213 amino acids)
Biological process (GO): protein secretion; vesicle-mediated transport
Cellular component (GO): Golgi membrane
Source: RefSeq, a predicted model, not a curated record